AUGGGUUGGGAUAGACAUUAUGGUUUUCAGUUGUAUCAGAGUGAUCCUAGUGGAAAUUAUGGAGGUUGGAAAGCCACCUGUAUUGGUAAUAAUAGUGCUAAUGCUGUAUCAAUGUUAAAACAGGAGUAUAAGGAAGGGGAGACCAAUCUACAGGAGGCCCUGGCAUUAUCUAUUAAA
This is a messenger RNA of Lottia gigantea (owl limpet), 177 nucleotides long. RefSeq lists its product as hypothetical. The record is from RefSeq and is a predicted model, not a curated record. The transcript has 2 exons. NCBI's taxonomy places the organism in Eukaryota, Metazoa, Mollusca, Gastropoda, Lottiidae. The annotation marks the transcript as partial. Gene Ontology annotation, cellular component: nucleus; proteasome core complex; cytosol.